Stegostoma tigrinum is the source of this 4378-nucleotide messenger RNA. RefSeq names its product kelch repeat and BTB (POZ) domain containing 2 (gene kbtbd2). The record is from RefSeq and is a predicted model, not a curated record. The coding region runs from base 863 to 2737 and encodes 624 amino acids. NCBI's taxonomy places the organism in Eukaryota, Metazoa, Chordata, Chondrichthyes, Orectolobiformes, Stegostomatidae. Gene Ontology annotation, molecular function: protein binding. The transcript is spliced from 4 exons.
ACGGUCUGGGUUGUCGGCGCUGAGCUGGGCCCGGCGUGUGAGAGUCCGCGGCCGCUCCUCUCCUGUUACCCGCCAGGAAGGAAGUUGUGUUGCAGCCAUUUGCCGCAUAUCUGAGCCGGGGGCGGGGGUGAUCUCCCCUGAACGCUUGAGGACUUGGGGGUAGGUGGGUGAGGGAGAGAGAGAGAGAGUACUUCUGCCUGCGGGACAAACUGCAAACUCAUUGAAAUCUGGAGCAGGGACCUCUCCAAGGACAUUGCGCCGUUUCUGUAUUUGGGGCGUGCAAGUGGCUCACCGGUGUUUUCAUAGUUUUAACACAAGACUGCGCGGCGAUAAGGCCGUCAGACGAAUGCACUCGAAAAUUACUGACUAUAAUCUAACAAGAUGAAUCAUGCUCCGUAUGCUCGUCCGUGAGGAACAAGUCAAUUCUUAACUUAGUUGUGAGCCUUCGCUGCGCCUUAUACUGCGGGCCAGUUUGGAAGCAGUAAUUUUGCUGGGCGAGCAUCAAAAUGAAUUGCAGUCUGCCUAACACUGAUACUGUCCAACACCAGGAUUGCUAGUGUGUCCACCAAAUCUACUCUACCUCAAACUUAGUCAUGUACUGUCACACAGCUUGUAUCAACGGACAUGCAGCAACUUGCUAAAAAAAAAUCAUCUGGAGUAAAAGUGUGAUAUGAUUGUAUGGAAUGACCCAGGGCUAUUGCAGAGUGGAAUAUUCUGAAGUUAGAAGUCUAUUAGGGUUUUACAGCUUUCAACAUUAGCAUAAAAUCAGUGGCCAUUUCUUAUUUUAACAACAAAUCACAGUUUUCAAGCUGUUUAGAAUUUUCAUCAAACUGGUGAAGAUAUCUAUUAAUGGAAUGCAAUCAUGUCCAGUAAGGAAGACAAACAGAUCAAUACUGAAUACGCUGUAUCUUUGUUGGAGCAGCUUAAAUGUUUCUAUGACCAGCAGCUGUUGACUGAUAUAGUUUUAAUCGCAGAGAGCACUGAAUUUCCGUGCCAUAAGAUGGUUCUUGCUACAUGUAGCUCCUAUUUCAGGGCUAUGUUUAUGAGUGGACUGAGUGAAAGCAAGCAGACACAUGUUCACUUGCAGAAUGUGGAUGCAUCCACACUUCAGAUAAUCAUUAGAUAUGCAUACACGGGUAACCUGGCAAUAAAUGACAGCACUGUGGAACAGCUCUAUGAGACAUCGUCUUUUCUGCAGGUGGAAACCGUAUCUCAACGUUGUCGAGAAUAUUUAAUAAAGAAAAUUAAUGCUGAGAACUGUGUCCGCUUACUGAGCUUUGCAGAUUUGUACAGCUGUGAAGAACUGAAAAUAUGCGCAAAGCGAAUGGUGGAGCACAAAUUUACUGCUGUUUACCAUCAAGAAGCUUUUUUGCAGCUUUCACAUGAUAUUUUGAUAGAUAUUCUCAGCAGUGACAAUUUAAAUGUGGAGAAGGAAGAGACAGUCCGUGAAGCUGCUAUGGUGUGGCUAGAAUAUGACACUGAAUCACGAUCCCAAUAUCUGUCUUCAGUCCUUGGCCAAAUAAGAAUAGAUGCACUUUCUGAAGUAACACAGAGGGCAUGGUUCCAAGGCUUACCACCUAAUGAUAAAUCAGUGGUGGUGCAAGGAUUGUAUAAAUCUAUGCCUAAAUUUUUCAAACCUAGACUUGGUAUGACUAAAGAAGAGAUGCUGAUAUUCACUGAAGCCUCUGGUGAAAGUCCUCGUUCUUCCUUUUGUGCUGUUUGCUACAGCCCUCAGGCAGAGAAGGUGUAUAAACUCCGUAAUCCUCCUGGAGAUUUGCAGAGAGUAGGGACGCUUGUUACUCCUGACAAUGACAUUUACAUUGCAGGUGGACAGGUCCCUUUAAAAACUUCUAUCACCAACAAUAGCAAGGCAAGCAAACUUCAGGCUGCUUAUAGACCUGUGAAUUGUUUCUACCUUUUUGAUGCUCAACAGAACACAUGGGUCCCAAAGAGUCCAAUGUUGUGUGCUCGCAACCGACCUUCUUUGGUUUGCUGUGAAGGAUAUAUCUAUGCAAUUGGAGGGGACAAUGUUGCGGGGGAAAUGAACAAACGGACGGUGGAGAGGUAUGAUUGUGAAACAGAUGAAUGGACUUUGGUUACUCCCUUGCCUUGUGCUUGGCAGUGGAAUGCAGCAGUAGCAGUGGAAGACUACAUUUAUGUCAUGGCACACAAUCUAACAUUUUGUUACUGCCCACGUACUGACUCUUGGGUUGAAAUGGCUGCACGUCAAACAAGCAGGUGUUUUGCCUCAGCUGCAGCAUUUGGAGACAAAAUCUUCUACAUUGGUGGUUUGCAUAUUGGAAAUAACUCAGGUAUUCGAAUACCUUCAAGCACUGUUGAUGGUUCCUCUGUAACUGUCGAAGUUUAUGAUGUGAUCAAAAAUGAGUGGAAAAUAGCAACUAAUAUCCCUGCAAAACGCUACUCUGACCCCUGCGUAAGAGCAGUUGUGGUCUUGAACUGUCUGUGUGUGUUCAUGAGAGACACUCACAUGAAUGAGAAACCCAAGUAUGCAAUCUAUCAGUACAACAUGGAACUAGACCAGUGGAUCCUGCGUCAGUCUAUUUCUGAACGAGUCCUCUGGGAUCUUGGCAAAGAUUUUCGGUGCACGAUGGGGAAACUUUACCCAUCGUGUCUGGAAGAAUCUCUGUGGAAGCCUCCGCCAUCUCUCUUCUCACAAGAUGGAGCAGAUGAGUUUGAAUUGGAUGGAGAUAUGGUUGCUUUGCCAUUGAAUAGCUAACUAGAAAUGGGCACAUGCUGUGGAUUCCUAAGACAUGCAUAACACAGAAAUAUGCAUGUCGCAAGCUUCCAGAUCAUGACAGGGUUUAGUCUAACAGAUUGAGCAGUAACUGUGUUCUGCACAGCAUGUCACUAAGUUUGCAUAGUAUUGUGUAAAUAACUCAGAAUCCACUUGUGUUGUAUCAUCUACUCCUAGAUACCAUGUGUUCUGCUAAAGAGAUUAUUGUAUUAUUGUUACAAUGUGACUAAUUUACAAAAGAAACAUUGUUUUACUUACACAAUUAUCCCUGGAUUUGACCAUGAAAGUAAGAAAUCAUGUAGAUCUUCCCAGUUUCAAAAAAAGGCUGAGCAAGGUGGCUGACUGCGGGUUCAGUCAAAGGUUGUAUCUAUUCAAUCCAUGUUUGCCAAUUUCCAUAAAAUAUUCCCAUUUAUUCUAGGUUGCAGGUCUACCAAGCAGCUGGUAGUUUACCAGAAUUAUUAUUGGGUGGCUGUUCAGUGACUGGCAGCUUCUUGUAGUGCGGGUCUAUGUGGAGCUUAAUUCACUUCAUAUUUCUCCACAUUGCAAGUAACAUAGGCUCAUCCAUAUUACAACUUCCUGCUGCUGAAUUUUCAUUUGUAAAACAAGUUUUAGUGAGUAACAACCAGGUCUUUAUUUUGUAUUUCAUUAAUUUAAGGCAACUGUUACUGUAGUGUGAUUGUGUAUAAGUAUCCUAGCCAUUUAGGUUUUUAAUACAGUUGGUUUGACUGAAAUAUUUCAAGAAUGAACUGUAUCCUGCGUGCAGGAGAGCAGAACAGACCCGGCACUGCUCUGGCAUAACUCCCACUAGGAACCACUAGCAGUUGUUGGGCUCUCCAUUCUAACAUGAGCACAGGUGCUUCAUGUAAUCCCUACUCGCAUGUUCAGCUGCAUUGUGUUCCUUUGGCACUGUAUUUUGAAUUAAAUUAAUUUAUUAAAAACCUUCACAAGUAAACGUUUGCUUUGUUUUUGUGGUACAGAACUUGGAGAAUAUCGAUACAACACGAACCUCUGCAUGUUUUCAAACAUUUUGGAAAAGUUCCUCAUCUCGGUGUGGAUAAACUGCUGAUUGAUAUUACAGUGGAACUUGACGAAUCGUGUCCAGAAUUUAUUCCCCGUGCUUUUUUGUUGAUAUUCACAAUUUCUAGGGAUCAUUUGGUAGCCUUAAGAUUCUGGUUAUUAUCAUCCUUGCAUUUUCCAAUGUAGUUGUAGAAUAACAUGGGACUUUUCUUUAAACCUGAAAUUGAACUACAAACUCAGUGACAUUUCCGAGAACAGUGUGACUUUGUUUUGAGGGAAUAGCAUCUGUUCUUUGAACAGAAAGACCAACUUUACUCUUCAAGGCUUGAUAGUUUUAAGUAUGUCAUACGAUUACUGUGUUUCAAAACUUUGGAGAAGUUAGAACAUUGACCCGUUGUUUCUACAGUGCAUAGGUCUGGGUGGGAUGCUUCAAGGUGCGGUGUGCACUUGUUAAAAGGGCCUGUUUCCACACUGUAGGGAAUCUAGUCUUAACAGGUUCAAUUUCUUCUCAGAAAUCAAUCCUGCCAUCCCAGGAACCAGUCUGGUAUUCUAUGCUGCACUCCUAUAACAAAAACACCUUGCCUCAGAUAAGGAGACCAAAACUGC